CAGCGUGGCAAUCAGCGCUCGGUCAUGUGAUCAAUGCCAGUCAGUGUCACCUAUCAGUGCUGCCAAUCAGUGCCACCUAUCAGUGCCAGUCAGUGCUGCCUAUCAGUGUGCAUCAGUGCCGCCUACCAGUACCCGUCAGUGCUGCCUAUCAGUGCUGCCUAACAGUGCCAGUCGGUGCCACUUAACAGUGCCAGUCAGUGCCUCCUAUCAGUGCCGCCUAUCAGUGCCCAACAGUGAUGCCUGCCUGUCAAUGCCCAUCAGUGCCACCU
Molecule: messenger RNA, 269 nt
Organism: Staurois parvus
Lineage: Eukaryota; Metazoa; Chordata; Amphibia; Anura; Ranidae
Source: the annotation of a GenBank genome assembly